Molecule: messenger RNA, 5586 nt
Organism: Acanthopagrus latus (yellowfin seabream)
Lineage: Eukaryota; Metazoa; Chordata; Actinopteri; Spariformes; Sparidae
Gene: brd2a
Product: bromodomain containing 2a
Exons: 12
Coding region: 1044-3548 (834 amino acids)
Biological process (GO): regulation of DNA-templated transcription; chromatin remodeling
Cellular component (GO): nucleus; chromatin
Source: RefSeq, a predicted model, not a curated record
UAAAGCAGCUUUUAAUUAGUUCAAAUUGAGCUUAAGGUCAGUGAGAGAAAACUGCUGUGUCAUUCAUGAAUGGGUGGAAGCUCUUAUUGCCCUGCUAGGUGUGGUCUUUUUAUUGUUCCUUGUUGUAAAUGGUGGUGCAGCCUCGCUCUAUACAUUUGGUUUGAAGGCGUUUAAAGUGUGAGCUUGGAUUUGAUCUUAGUACACUUAUCACUUUGCUGUUUGUGGGCCACAGAGGCCUUGUCUGACUUGUUCUGAAAUGGUGGCCUUAAACUGCGGCAGAUGAACAAAGAUUGUUUCAGUUGUGUUUAAUAAUUUAAAUAUUCAGUGUUUUGUGUAUAUUGCCAGUGUUUUACAGCAGUUAUUGCAAGUAAUUCUUUUAUAACACUCGAUGUCACUGUACUUAAAGAUGGCGGCUGUGCGCCUCUUCUGAAAGACAGAAAUGCGGAUAUUCCAGUAAGCAGUGAGCUGGGGAGAGGCUCUUGGCUCUUGAAGGGUACGCGUGACCCAGUGCAAGAGCCAAUAGGGUUCUUGGUAUUUACCCUGGAAGCCCGCGUUACAACCUUAUUGACCAAUCCCCGCCGCUGCUUUGCACACGUUGACGUAAUGUAAUAUGAUAAGGAGGAGGGUGGCCUGGUUGCCCUUGCAUUUUGUACAGGAUUAUGUUGAAGAACCAGUUACAGACGGCUUUUCUGUAAUACCGAAUAGGCUCGACCAAUAGUAUUGCGCCAUUGCCUUGACGGACAGCUCAAACUUGCGAAUAGGUUGGCCAAGAAGAUUGGCAGAGAAGCGUCAGUAUCGAGGGGCGUGGUAACUUUGACGGACACCGGAAGCAGCGAAUAGGAACUUCGAAGGCGGUGACAUUCUGAGGUGGUCUAUCCAAUAGGGUGGAUGGCUGGUCUAUAAAUGAACGGGUGUAGUCGCAUCGUCGCCAUUUCAACGAAGCAGAAUACAGGAAUUCACUGUGGCGGGGAGCGGAGAAGACUGACGAACAGAGACGGAUCCAGGUCUGAGUCUAGCUAAAAACAGAAUCCGGAUCCAUCCUGAUGGAUAUGGCUGUUAACCCGCUCCUUGACAGCUCCCUUGUCGAGGUGGGGAUAAUGGGAGUCACAACGAUGGACCAGAGUUCUGGCACAGCCGGGAAACGCAUCCGAAAACCAUCACUGCUCUAUGAGGGCUUCGAGAGUCCGGGAAUGCCUGCCGUCAAUCAGAGCUCCUAUCCGGGACCCCCACAGCCCCCGGUUAGAGACCCCAGUCGGCAGGGGAGGAUGACCAACCAACUUCAGUUCCUACAGAAAGUCCUGCUCAAGUCUUUGUGGAGGCAUCACUUCGCCUGGCCCUUCCAUGAACCUGUUGACUCAGUCAAGCUCAGCCUGCCUGACUAUCAUAAGAUCAUCAAAACUCCUAUGGACAUGGGCACUAUUAAGAAGAGACUAGAAAAUAACUACUACCGCAGUGCCAGUGAGUGCAUGCAGGACUUCAACACCAUGUUCACCAAUUGCUACAUUUAUAAUAAGCCUACAGAUGACAUAGUACUGAUGGCCCAGUCUCUGGAGAAGGCAUUCCUGCAGAAAGUGGCACAGAUGCCCCAAGAGGAGCUAGAGCUGCCGCCUCCUCCUCCGAGGAGCAAGCCAGGCAAACCUGGGAGAAAAGGCAGAGUAUCAGGAGGAGUGACGACGGCUCAUCAGGUCCCAGCUGUCUCCCAGUCUGCCUACUCACCUCCCACCCCGGAAACUCCCGACUCCAUUCUCUCUACCCCCCCACAGACACUUUUGACCAAGAGCAUGCCCCCUUCCCUUCCACCUGAACAAAGCAUCCCUACCAUUACGGGUCUACCUCCAACACAGCCCACAGCUAAGAAAAAAGGUGUGAAGAGGAAAGCAGACACAACCACCCCGACCACUGUAGCCAUGCCCAUCAUGAGCACCAUGGGUGUCAGCGGCAUCAGCCUGGGGAUGGGCGGUGGACACGACUCCCCGCUCACCCUCACUUCUCUGGGGAUGGACCACAACUCCAGUCUGGGCAUGAACCAAGGCCAUAGCCAGGGCAUGGGGAUGGGAAUGGGAAUGGGAAUGAGCAUGGGGAUGGGGAUGGGGAUGGGUAUGGUGAUGAUGGGUGGCAAAACUACGGCAGGAGGCAGGAGAGGAGUGAGUGGGCGACCCAUCAAGCCCCCAAAGAAGGAUUUACCAGACUCCAUGGUGCCUGCGCCGGUGCGCCGCAGCAAGCUUAGCCCCCAGCUGCGUUACUGCAACGCUGUCCUGAAGGAUCUGCUGUCAAAGAAGCACGCGGCGUAUGCCUGGCCCUUCUACAAGCCAGUUGAUGCCUCAACACUGGGUCUUCAUGACUACCAUGACAUCAUUAAGCAGCCCAUGGACCUCAGCACCAUCAAGCGGAAGAUGGACGGCAGAGAAUAUCUCGACUCCCAGCAGUUCUCUGCUGAUGUGAGACUGAUGUUCUCUAACUGCUACAAGUACAACCCCCCUGAUCAUGAUGUGGUGGCCAUGGCCCGAAAACUCCAGGAUGUCUUCGAGUUCUGCUUUGCAAAAAUGCCAGAUGAGGCUCCAGUACCCCCGAGCUCCUCGUCUUCCUCCUCCUCAUCUUCGUCGUCAUCAGAGAGUGAUCUCAGCAGUGAAAGUGAGGAGAGCGAGAGCAGCCCCAGCUCCGACUCUGAGGAGGAGAGGGCAAACCGGCUGGCAGAGCUGCAGGAACAGCUGAAAGCCGUACACGAGCAGCUCACUGCACUCUCUCAGGGCCCCAUCGUCAAACCCAAGAAGAAGAAAGAGAAGAAGGACAAGAAAAAGAAGAAAAAGGUAGAAAAAGAGAAGCAUCGGAAGAUAGAAGAAGAGCUGCCGCCUGUUAAACCUGCCAAGGCCCCUAAAAUCGCCAAGACUCCAAAGCCCAAGGCCAACCGAGCAGCGCCGCCUCCUGUAGUGCCCAUUAAGAAGGCACCAAGCAAGAAAAACAACAAGAGCAAAUCCAAAAAGGGUGGCAUGACGUUCAGCAUGCCUCAGCCGAUCCACGAACCCAUAGUGAGUCAUUACGACUCAGAUGAAGAAGAGGAGACGGCCCCCAUGUCGUAUGAUGAAAAGCGUCAGUUGAGCCUGGACAUCAACAAGCUGCCCGGUGAGAAGCUGGGCCGAGUCGUGUACAUCAUCCAGUCCCGCGAGCCUUCGCUCCGAGACACAAACCCAGAAGAGAUCGAGAUCGACUUCGAGACGCUGAAGCCAUCAACGCUGCGUGAGCUGGAGAGAUACGUCAUGACGUGUCUGAGGAAGAAACCUCGGAAGCCAUACGCAAGUAAAAACAACAUAGCCGGCAAGUCACGGGAAGAACUCGCACUGGAGAAACAAAUGGAGCUGGAGAGAAGGCUGAUGGACGUCAGCGGGCAGCUCAACUCUGGAAAGAAGCCUGCAAAGACCAAACCAGAGAAACCCGCCGCAGAGCAGAACACCCAGCCGUCACGUCUCAGCGCCAGUAGUUCCUCCUCAGACUCCUCUUCAUCAUCCUCUUCCUCCUCGUCCUCAGACACAAGCGACUCAGACUCUGGCUGAGAGGCAGAGGGCUUUCCAAGUGAAAGGGGCCCUGAAAGUUUCGCUUCCCACCAAGUGGACUGAACUGCAGUAGAGCUACUGACAAUGGAGCCGCAGGACGGAUCAGAAGAGACCAGCACCAGGCAGAACUGGUCUGCCUCAACAAGUGUCAAAGAAAGAGAGAGAGAGAGAUGGGGCUUUCCCUGCGCUCAGCUCAUUCAUCCAAUCCUGUCCUGGACACAGAAAAGCUGAGGAUGGAUGGAGAGAAGGAGACUCACUGCCGUUCUCUGGAGAACUGGCUGUGCUGGGCGGUGGGAGGGAUGCUCCAUCUCCUGCAGGGAAAAGGAGAUGAGCGAAGCAUGUGUUGGAGGGUUAAGGGUGCUAGAGCCAGAAUCUGUCUCGUUUCUGGAGAUUAUUUCCCUUCUUCCCGUGCUCUCUGUCCUUAUGCUGUAUAGAUGAGGUGUACAGUUAUAUAAAUAUCUAUUUUUCUUUUAUAAAGAAGCAUUUUAUGGCUAAUUUAUUCCCUCAUUCUGGGAACGAUGAACUGGUGUGGGCGGAGUUGUGUUUUAGUUUUUGUUUAGAUUUUUUUCUUGAGUGACAGAAGGUAGAGGGGAAACACGUGUGUGUGUGUGUGUGUUUGUGUGUGUCUGUGCGAGUGUGUUCCGUAUGAAUGUGUCACGUAUGUGUUUGCAUGCACAUGUGUGAGUGUGAGAUCCGGCACCACAAGUGCUGCCUUGUGAUGUUCCUCAUAGUUUUGACGCAGGCGUUGAAAAUCGGUCUGCACGCAGAAGCACCUUGGUUCAGUAGAAUACAGAAUGCAUGCAAUACAGAGCUGACAGACACCUGCAUACUCAUGUACUACUUACUGCAUCCUUGUGUACUCAUGUACUCGUCUGAAAGGGUUGGCCACUGUACAGAAAUGUGACCUAGUUACACAUCAGUUUAUACAUAAAUAUUUCUGUUCCCAUGUGUGCUGUCUUUUUUUUUUUUUUUAAUUUCUCUGUAAACGUUCUUCUUUUCUUCCUGUGACCAAUCUGCUAAUAAACUGUGAGGACGUGUCUUGUCGACUCACCUGUGCCCAAAUUACAUCUCGGUUCUUUUGCUUUCUUUUGGUGUUCAGUUCUGUUUGACUUUAAUCACAAAUCACAAGAGUGUUUAAAGUUGCAAGAUUAAAAGUUUUACAUUUGAUAUUUUACUUAAGUAGGUGAAGCAUUUUAACGUGGUUUCCCAUGAGCCUUCACUUCUUAACAACAUGGUGACACAAAAGCAAAACAGCUUUGUCUUUUUAAAACUAUUUGGCCUUCGACAUCUUUGGCAGCUGAAAGUUUUAUUGUCUGUAUUUUGUUUGAGAGUCAGUUUACUUAUGUGUGUGAUUUAGCGACUGAUGACGGCUCUCCUGCAGCUUCAGGCUGCGGAUGCUGAGACUUUUUCUUCUUUAGCCUCUUUGUUAGAUUUUUAAAGCGAGUGACGGUGAAAAUAUGAGUGGCUUUUAGAUUUUUUUGGUUUGGGAUCCGGCAGCCAGUUUAACCUGUAGACAGAAAUCUGGUUUAAUGUUGUGAGUAAUGAUGCACUGUUUGUUUGGUGGUUCUGCUAAACAAGUUUGUGAUUUAGGAAUGGCCUGUAUCAAUUUUCGUUCUUUUCAAAUCGCCUGUGGCUUGAGAUUUGGACUAUUGUAUGUUUGAAACUGAUUAUUUAUUUAGCAGGAACUUGAAUGGAGAUACUUUUUUUUGUAAUAAUGAAAAUAAUCAAAUGAUUUUUAAGUCGAAGUCUACUCUGAAAUAUGCACAGAUUAACUGUCAGGAUUGUAGAUGUGUACAUAUUUUACAGUCUCAAUCUUGGAGCAUGUUUUUUUUUCCUUCAGUAACUUAGUUGAGCUUUUCUCUGCCGAGCAAAGUUGUUUGUUUUUUUGGGUGGGGCGGCUUCUGUUCUAACAACUAAAUACUCCGGUGUUGUCAGUCUUACCCUUCUGAGGUUUGUCAGAAUCUAAAUGCCUCUGUACUUGACUCCAUCGUUUCAUCUGAACAUCUGUACAUAAAUAAACUGAGACAUGUUCAUCUUU